AUGUCAUAUACGGAUUCUAAUAAACCAGUAAGAGCUCCACCAAUUAAAAGUGAUUAUGAAUUAAUAGAUGGUGAUCCAUACUUUGGCAGAGUUGUAUCAUAUUUUAGACCAUCAGAUUAUUUAAGUUGGGGUAUAUCAACUGCAAUUAUACCAUUAAGUAUACAAUUGUGGGAAAGAUUAGAACCAUCGUUGGGUAAAGGUACGAAACCAUUACCAAUAAGUGGUACUACAUAUAGAGCAGCAACAGCUAUAGGAUUUUUUGGUGGAUUUUAUUUAAGUUAUAUAAAUUCAAGUCAAAGAUUUUUAGGUUGGAAAGAAAAUAAAAGAGAAGUUGCAAAAGAUAGAUAUGAGAUAAAAAAAUUAUUAAGUCAAGGAAAAUUACCAUAUCAUGAAAAUGAAAGUGUUUUAGAUGAUAGAAAUAAAGAUAUUGCAAAUAGAAAUUCUCAAUAUAGUUCAACUUUUUUGUUUAUAAUGCCUUGGUUUAAUUUAGCUUAUCAUCCUUAUCAUCAAGUUAAUUUAAAUAAAUAUUAUGAAAAUAGACCAGGAGAAGAAGAAUGGGGAUUUAAAUUAAAACCGUUAAAUGAAAUUUAUUCUAAAUAUGAAAAAAAAAUUAUAUAA
Lodderomyces jiufengensis is the source of this 618-nucleotide messenger RNA. It is a transcript of the gene NUO1, whose product is annotated as Nuo1p. The transcript has a single exon. The record is from RefSeq and is a predicted model, not a curated record. The coding region runs from base 1 to 618 and encodes 205 amino acids. NCBI's taxonomy places the organism in Eukaryota, Fungi, Ascomycota, Pichiomycetes, Serinales, Debaryomycetaceae.